UACAGAUCGGUGCAGUAAACAUGAGCGUAACCUUACAUUUUCAAAGUUUACGAGUUUUUGUGAUGUACAGUUAUUGUCGUUAUUGUUAACAACUUUUUUAUUCAACAUAUGCGCCUUUCAACAGACGAAUAACAAUGAAACAAGUAAAAUUUGUGAUAUAAUUAGUGCAAACUUGGAGGACUUGCAAAACUUAUCCAAAAUAACAUCAACAAGAACUGCAAAGUGCAAAGUUAACUAAAUAAUGGAAUUUCUAGCAGUAUUUUUUCUAUUCCUAUGUACACCCACGACUAUUUACACCUUAAACUAUACUUUUAUAAAUCUGCCAGAUGAACAUUUACGAAUUUACUUCUCUCAACACAAAGAUAUUUCACAAAUCUGCAUAGAAGAUCCAGAUUGUCCAUAUCACCAAUUUAUUGAUUUAAAAAAUGAAAAUACCAAUAAAUGUUGGGGCUAUGAACAAAAUUGUAACUGGCAGGAACAGAAUGCCAGGCCACAUUGUCCUGGUGAUCACAGAGGUUGGGUGAAAACUAAGAAGAAUCAAGAGGAAACAUUUUUUACACAAGCUGAUUUUGGCUAUGUGAAGCAACAAAUUGCAGAAACUCAUGUAUUAUGUGAAGCUUUGUUUCCAAUGGACAGUAGUUUAGAAUGUUCAAAGCAUAUGCGCUUUUGUCGCGGCCGAAAUUUAAUGAUUAACUUCACUGACCUGGCACAUCGAGAAGAACCUCUAAGAUACAAGAUGGAUGUAUUAAAACAGGGACAAAUUGGUGGGUUUUGUAAACUACAUAGGGAGAGACUACAGGAGUAUGCAGAUCAUUUAAGUCCACUGCAAAGUUGGGGACCUGAAAUGCGGUUUUUUGAUGAGAUGACUGAGAGACCAAUGGCAGCAAACAAAUGUGAUGUUAUUAUAGAUAAGCCAACUUUUAUUAUGAAAAUUGAUGCAACUGUAAACAUGUAUCACCAUUUCUGUGAUUUUGUGAAUCUCUAUGCUUCACAACAUUUGAAUUCUACACAUUAUACUGGUUUUGAUCAGGAUAUAAACAUUUUGAUAUGGGAGACAUACACCUACAAUUCUGCAUUCAAAGAUGUCUUCAAAGUGUUCACAAAGAAUCCAAUUUUGGAUUUAAAAACAUUCCGUGGUGAAGUUGUUUGCUUUAAGAACAUUGUAUUCCCAUUGUUGCCACGCAUGAUAUUUGGACUUUACUACAACACUCCAAUCAUCUACGGCUGUGAAGAAAGCUCUUUAUUCAAAGCAUUCGCUGAGCAUGUUUUGCAUCGUCUAGAAAUACCGAAAAAGAAGCGGAAACAUUCCAAUGUUAUUGUUACUUUGCUAUCAAGAGAAACAAAAUAUCGAAAAAUCAUCAACGAAGCGCAGUUGAUGAAUGCGCUGCAAAAUAUCGACGAAAUUGAAGUACAAAAAGUUUCUUUUACGAGAGAUGUACCUUUUCUUGAACAAUUGGAGAUUAUUAGAAACACUGAUGUGUUGAUAGGUAUGCAUGGAGCUGGAUUAACACAUUUAUUGUUUCUGCCUGAUUGGGCAUCUUUAUUUGAAUUGUACAACUGUGAAGAUCCCAAUUGCUAUUCAGAUCUAGCCCGUCUUCGCGGAUUGAAAUAUGUGACGUGGGAAAAGGACGAAUUGUUAAAACGAGAGUUUGAUGAAAACGAUCCGGAGAAUGCGCAUGCUGCACACGCGAAGUUUACGAAUUACUCGUUUGAUGUUGAUGAAUUUGUGCGGCUUGUAAUGACUGCUGUUCGACACGUCGAGGAACAUCCUGCAUUUGAAAAGGAUUUAGAGGAGAAUUGUGUGGAUGAAGACUGUACAUCGAAUAUUAAUCAAAUCGCAGGCACAAUCGAAGCUUUAGAAUAUGAUGAGAGUAUUGAAAUUGAUAGUGACUUUGAUAAAUUUGCAGAGGAGAGAAAAAGUGCAAAAGAAAUGUUUAAAGAUGAGCUAUGAGAGUUGUAAUGACUUUGUAGUUGUUGAAUAAUAGUAAUAACAUUCCAAUAAUUUUAACUAAACGAACAAAAUUGAUUGAAUUUCCAUAAACUUAGUAGUAAUAUACAAAAAAUACUCAUACUAAAUGUGAUUCUACUUAAUUUAACUGAUUUUAUAUAACUUAUUGAAGUAAACAGGGUGUUUUGAAGCUCAGGUGCAUAUUAAACUAUCAAAUUGACUCAUUCAAUUAAGUAUUAAUUACGAAUAUAUAAUUAUAUUAUUUAUUAUUGUAACAAAUAUAAAAACAGUAAACAGGUAACAAAAUUA
This is a messenger RNA of Dalotia coriaria, 2257 nucleotides long. It is a transcript of the gene Eogt, whose product is annotated as EGF-domain O-GlcNAc transferase. Gene Ontology annotation, cellular component: endoplasmic reticulum lumen. Gene Ontology annotation, molecular function: protein O-acetylglucosaminyltransferase activity. The record is from RefSeq and is a predicted model, not a curated record. The transcript has 3 exons. NCBI's taxonomy places the organism in Eukaryota, Metazoa, Arthropoda, Insecta, Coleoptera, Staphylinidae. The coding region runs from base 242 to 1951 and encodes 569 amino acids.